AUGGGGCAUUGGCUCGUCGAUGCCAUCAAGGCCUUUGUCCUCAGGAUCUACGCGGUGAUCUAUGCUUUUGUGAUGGGCAAGAAGCCAGCUUUGGGAAGCAAUCAUGAUGGGGCUACAGGAGCACAGUCGAGUCCGUCCAAGAAAAAAAUAGGAACCUUUGAUCCGAUGGCCUCUGCUCGGCUUCCUGUCAACCUGCAAAAAUUGACGUACAUCAACAAAGUAUCUGAGUACCAAUAUGGCCAACCCAUUAUGAUCGAAAAGUUUGCCACGUGGUGCCCCCCUUGCCGCGCGAUGAUUCCUCAUCUCUCCAAAAUGGCUAAGAAGUAUAAGAAUGUAUACAUUCUCAGCGUUUCUGAUGAAGACGAGGCGACAGUUAGAAGUUUCGCCUCGAAGAUUCCAGCUACAAAGGACUACAACCUUGCAGUAGAUUCGUCGGGCGACGUCAAGGCACUAGCAUCCCGGGAGAACAUUAACGGCAUCCCUCAUGCAUUUAUUUAUGAUGGAUCGGGAGCUUUGAAAUAUUCUGGCCAUCCUAGUCAAUGCGACAGUAUCUUAAAGCUUCUCAAUGAUUCGUACAAAGCGGGAGCAUCGCACGGAGGAGACUCUACAUUUACAGGGGCUUCUAGAAAGUUGUGA
Molecule: messenger RNA, 636 nt
Organism: Giardia duodenalis
Lineage: Eukaryota; Fornicata; Diplomonadida; Hexamitidae
Product: putative FixW protein
Exons: 1
Coding region: 1-636 (211 amino acids)
Molecular function (GO): antioxidant activity; oxidoreductase activity
Source: RefSeq, a predicted model, not a curated record